Dimorphilus gyrociliatus is the source of this 1100-nucleotide messenger RNA. NCBI's taxonomy places the organism in Eukaryota, Metazoa, Annelida, Polychaeta, Dinophilidae. The record is from the annotation of a GenBank genome assembly.
AACGAAGCUUCACUCUCUACAUUAUGUCUGUCCCAGAAGUAUCGCAAGCUGUUGAGCUAUGCAUCCUGCUGGAUUGUACUGGAAGCAUGUGUCGCGAAAUUAAUACUAUUCGAUAUGAAAUGAAAGAAGUCAUCUCUAGUUUGAUCGAAACUCAACGCUGUAACAUUCAGGUUUCUCUUCUCGAGUUUAGGGAUCACAGUCAUCUGGAACCUACUUUUCUGGUGAAAACUCAUCCAUUUACGAGAUCAAUAAAGGAAUUUGACAGAUGGUUCGAGGAGGCUGAAGGAUUUGGAGGUGGAGAUAUACCUGAGGGUAUUACUCAAGCAAUAUAUGUUGCAUCUACUAUGAGUUGGCAAGAAGAAUCAAUAAAAAUUUGUAUCCUUGUCACGGAUGCUCCACCACAUGGACUUCAUACAGAAAUUGACUCCAUGCCUGAGGGAAACGAGAGAGACCUUGUCAAAUUAGUUAAAGAUAUGAAUGAUAGUGGUUUUUCAUUAUAUGUUUUGGGACGUGGUAAAGGUAUUACACCGUAUCAACAUUUUUACGAAGCCCUUGCACAUCUUGGAGGAGGACAAUACUUUAAACCCUAUAAGUUAUUUUUGUUCAGUAAAGUUUUAAAGUCAGAUAUUUUGGCUGAAAUUAACUUGCAAAAAAUGCUAGAAGAACUUAGAGAGGAUGUUGAAGGGUGUGAAUCAAUGGAUCUUGAUGAACUAAUUGACUCAGUAUAUUCGAGAUUUAGAUUGAAAGGUCCCAGUAUGAGAAGCAGGUCUCAUAAAAGAAUUUCAAAGAAAGCCCAAUUGUAUCUUGAAUGUAACGAUUUGAAAGAGAUGAGAUCGAUAUUUGAAAAGGAAAUGAAGAGUCCCCUUCACCGAGAAGACACAGGAGAUUUCAUCACAAACGAAAGUUCUUCAACUCAAAAUGCUCUCGAAGAAGACGUUUUAGCAGAUCGCGAUCGAGAUCCAGGUCCAGAAACCUAUCCAGAUCAAGGUCCAGAUCAAAAUCGAAAAGUAGAUCAAGAUCAAGAUCAAGGUCGAAAAGUAGAUCAAGAUCAAGGUCUGCAUCUAAAAGAACUACAAUCAGAAUUCCAAGCUCUGCAAUGA